AUGCCUCCCCUCAUUCAUCUCACACACAAACACAAACACGAGGGGAAUUUCAAUUUCCUAUUUUUCAACACAUGGUAUACGCUGUCGUUUCAUUCUUUUAUUCCUUUUCUCGCACCAACCACCACCAAAAAAAAAAAACCACAACUAACCCUAGCCCCCUUUUCGUCUUCGGUCUCGAUUCCUCUUUCUUUUCUCCCUCGAUUUCACCUUCAAUUUUCUCCCCUCUUCUCCAAUUGAUUUUACCUUCGUUCUGCUCUUGAUUUUCUCUACCUAUCGACCCCAAUUUUGAUCCAAUCGGUGCACGGUUUCUGUUUCUAGGGUUUGCGUCGUUGAAUAUUCUCGAUCUGUUUUUCUCGUUACAGAUCUGAGAAAAAGAAACAGAAGAUUGUUUCUUUUCUUUGAUUUGGGUUCUGGGUAUCGUUGAUCUCAUCCUGUUACUUUGAUUUUGUGUAAAUUUAUUUCAAGGUCCUUCAAAAACUGGUCUGGGUUGAUAGAUCUCGCACCGAUUAAUCCAAUUCAGUGCAAAUUGACCGUCGAUUGGGCGUGAUUUCCUUGUUCUCGUUCGAUUUGGAUAGAUCUAGGGUUAGGGUUUCCUGAAAUUGGGGCUUUUUGUCAAAUCAUUGAAUUUCUUGGGGGGAAGUUCAAUUCCUUUGAGUAAUUACGAUUAUCCGGUUUGAUUACAUCCAAUUAGAGUUAUUAUUGCCCGAUUCAGCAGUUCGCAGUGUAAUUUGACGGUGACUUGUUUGAGGUAAUCAUGGUGCAGAAGCGUCCUUUUGAUGAUGGGGAAAUACUUGAGGUGUCCUUCAAACACCCGAAACAUGGAGGACCCUACAAUGAGCUCGUUCCAAUAUCUGAUUCUGUUUUUCCUGUUGAUGAUCGCCAUACCCAUAUGCCUAAAACUUCAGAGGGUGGAUUUACACAAGAUAGUACUGAAGGCAAUGAGAAGCUUCCUAGAGGAACUGGGGACUCAGAAACAAGCUUUCCUUUAGUAGGUAUUCCUGCUUCUUCUUGGACCACCAGUACCAUCACCGCAGAAGAUCACAGAUUGGAGCCACCUUUCCAUCUUUCUCUUUUUCCGGAGUAUUUUAGUCCAGAAAGACCUCAAAGGACAGUAACUCGAUAUGAGGACAUCUAUUCCACACUCCUUCAACAGUCUCCUCGCAAGCUUGCAUGUGUUGGAGAUAAUUAUCAAGCUGAUAUUCCUGCAUGGGAUUUUUCCGGGCCCAUUAAUACUUCAAAUGCCUCAAAUGGUGUUUCGGACUCAGACAUAACUACUGGUGAUGGCGAUGAAACUGAGAAAAAAUUGAUGGGGACCUGCAUUUUACCUAUGCCUCAGAUGGAAUUGUCUUCUAAUGAUGAUGAUGAAGUUGGAAAGGGCAGAACUGACUGUAGAUGUUAUGACAGGGGAUCCAUGAGAUGUGUCAGACAGCAUAUAGCGGAAGAAAGAGAAAAACUUAUCAAAACCUUUGGGCUUGAGAAAUUCAUUGAGUUGGGGUUUGCUGACAUGGGAGAACAAGUGGCAGCACAAUGGAGUGCGGUGGAUGAACAACUAUUUCAUGAGGUUGUUUUCAAUAAUCCACCAUCCCUCGAUAGGAAUUUCUGGAACUAUCUUUCCAUUGUUUUCCCUUCUCUUACGAAAAAGGAGAUUGUGAGUUACUACUUUAAUGUCUUCAUGCUCCGAAGGCGGGCAGAACAGAACAGGAACGAUGUAUUGAGCAUUGACAGUGAUAAUGAUGAAUGGCAAGGUAGUGAUGGCAAUGAUAUUGCAACUAGAGAGGAAGAUGAGGACUCUGCUGCCGAAUCCCCUGUCUGUCAUGAUCCUACUUUUACUAACUGCCAUGAUAAUGAUCUGCAAGAUUAUGAUGAAUAUGCUGCCGAUGAAACUUGCGGUGAUAAUAGAACUGCAGAUUUUGCCAAGGGGAGCAGCAUUAAUGAUGAUUCCGAAUUUGGUUCUGCAGAAACACAUCACUCUAGUGGCUCCCCUCCUUUGAUUCAACCUCAGGAUCAAUUUGUGUGGCAGGAUCCUUGUGAUGAAAAAGUUAAAGAUGAUUCCUGCACAUCAUCUGAAACCGGAGUUGCUGUACAAGAGGAGACCAAGGGAAAUACUGAGAAUGGUGAUCAUUGGUGUGGUAACUAUAAUGGGGUAAGCAAUGGUUAUAGCCAAGGAUGUGUUUUGGAGCAUUGUGAUGCAGAAGUGUGGGAUUCUGGUUUUGUAUCUUGCUCUAAAAAUAAGAUGGACUUUUUACCUACAUGCAACAUGAUAGAAGAGGUUUUUGGAGAUGGACGAAGGCAAGACAUGAGAAGAGCUUGAGCAUCCUAGGCCUUCUUUUAUGGAGUGAAUCUCAAGCAUUCUUUUGCUAAAGAUGUUGAGAUUUGGACUUUUUUUGUAUAUUUGACAAGAGUGGAAAAGCAACCUUCAUUGUAAAGUAGUGUUUUGGAAGGUGAUUUGGUUUGAGUUAAUGCCCCGUUUAUUUUUCUUAAGUGCUUUUCGAACAGUGAAAUUUCUUAUUCCUUAAUUUAUGAUAGUUCUCCACAUUGGGAUGGGAUCUGAGAUUAGGGAGGGAAAUAGUAGGAGAUGGAAAAGAAACAAUCACGGAUGCAAAAAGUGUCCGGUGUUAUGAUGUAAUUUUUCAUUAUUUAAUUUUUAAUGAAAUUUCUCUUACUGGUA
Molecule: messenger RNA, 2668 nt
Organism: Lotus japonicus
Lineage: Eukaryota; Viridiplantae; Streptophyta; Magnoliopsida; Fabales; Fabaceae
Exons: 3
Coding region: 755-2311 (518 amino acids)
Source: RefSeq, a predicted model, not a curated record